Molecule: messenger RNA, 2076 nt
Organism: Cherax quadricarinatus
Lineage: Eukaryota; Metazoa; Arthropoda; Malacostraca; Decapoda; Parastacidae
Source: RefSeq, a predicted model, not a curated record
AGUGUUGUCAGAUUGGUCUCAUUUUCACUAUAUUGCUCUAAUAACACCUUCGAAUUGGUAAGAAGCAUCCAUAUACCAAUACACAAAUAAGAAUAAUAACUCCACCUAUAAAGAUCUAUAAUACCGUAUAAAUUACAGAUUUAAAUACUGAAGAUAAACAUUGAAAGUGUAAAACUGUAGCCAUGUUGCUGAGGCCAGACAUGGGCUGACACAGCAGCAUCAGUAUGCUACAAGACAUUGCAGCUGGUGAAUGAAUGGUGUUACUCUCAUUCAUCUUGCCUUGACUACAUCACACACCUUGCACUGGUGUUCCACCACUCUCCUUCUGAUGAUCUUCUCCAUGACUUUGCACACAGAGACACAGGCAGGACAGCAGCAGAUCCCAGAUAAAAGAUGGAGACAGACGGUGCAAAAUGUAUGUGUGCAAGGAGUUAUGUGGAGGUGGAGGGAAAGAUGUUCAAUGAUGCUAUCCAUGGUUCAAUCUCCAUACAUCCUUUGUGUGUCCAGAUAAUUGACACUCCACAGUUUCAGCGACUCAGGUUCCUUAAGAUGGUGGGAUCUUGUUACUUUGUCUUUCCUGCUGCAGCACACAAUCGUUUCGAACACAGCCUUGGUGUGUGUUAUCUUGCCGGUAAGCUGGUGCGGGCUAUACAGUCCCGCCAGCCUGAGCUCAAUAUUAACAGUGAAGAUGUGUUGAGUGUUGAGGUGGCUGGCCUCUGUCAUGAUCUGGGGCAUGGUCCAUUCAGUCAUCUCUGGGAGGAAUUCGUUGAGAUGUCUCCACGAAAGGAAAAAUGGACGCACGAAGAGGCAUCAGAGAAAAUGUUUGAUUAUUUAAUCGAAGCCAAUAACCUUAGUGAAUAUUUUAAUAAGUAUGACUUGGAUAUUCAGUUCAUAAAGAAACUAAUUUGUGGCUUGACCGAAUCUGAGCGUCAAAAGAAUGAAAAAGCUUUUUUGUAUGAGAUUGUAGCUAAUAAGCGGACAGGAGUUGAUGUUGACAAGUGGGAUUAUUUUUUACGUGAUGGACACAACCUUGGCAUUAGAGUCAAAUUUGAUUACCAUCGCCUGGUAAAGUACUCUCGUGUGAUUCAAGUAGAUGGGGAGUGGCAGAUCUGUAUGAGAGACAAAGAGUGCAAUAAUUUAUAUGACAUGUUUCAUGCAAGAGAGACACUUCACAGAACAGCAUACCAGCACCGUGUUGUUAAGAUCAUUGACUCAAUGUUAAUAGAUGCCUUUCUCUGUGCUGAUGAGCAUAUCAAAUACCAAGGAAAAGAUGGCACAAAUUAUGCCUUAAGAAAUGUAUGUGAUGAUAUGUCUGCAUACACUAACUUAAUUGACGAUAUCUUCCACCGGAUUCUUCUUGCCAAAGGGGAUCACCCAGAUCUAGUGAAGGCCAAAGAAAUCUUAGAAAACAUCUUGAAGAGAAGACUCUACAUUUAUGUCGGACAGACUGAACCUAAUGAUGAAAUUAGUCAAGAGAAACUCCUGGACACUAUAUCAAGUAACAUUCCAGAGGAAAGCUCGCUAGAAAGAGAAGAACUUGGCAUCCAAAAAGUCCGAUUUAAUUAUGGUUUGGGAGAGAAAAACCCAAUAGAAUAUAUACGAUUUUAUAGCAAAAACUCACCAAAUGAAGCCAGGAAAAUUCAGGAGGAAGAAAUCUCUUCAAUGCUUCCUCAGAGAUUUCAAGAAAGACGGUUUCGCCUGAUAUACAAGAGUAACAAGGAAAAAGAUUUUAAUGAUGCACAAAAAGCUUUUAAAAAUGCUUGCAAACAGCUAAAUAUGAAUGCUCCUUCUCUUGCAGAUUUCCCUAUACAUCUACAGUCAUCCUAGCACUGGGAACUUACGUCACUACAGGCAUCAGCAUUCAGACAAGACGGUGUACUACUAGAACCCUAUUUUGGAGAGCUUGAAGAAAUACAUGAAGUUCAUCAAGUUGAAGUCUGCUUUCAGUGUAAAUGGGACUUAGGAUCAGUGAUGUUUUUAUGACAAUUCCAUACUAAAUUGUGCACAGGUGAAAAAAUUAGACUAUCAAACUUGAAAUCAUUGUAAUUAUAUGAAAAAUAAACUUCAGAAUACAUA